AUGAACGACGUCAAACCCAGCAAUACCACUGGUGCCCAGGAGGUCUUCCAAACCAUCUAUAACGGACGGAAAAGCUGGAAGACAUUGCGAGGGGGAGAGAUGGUUUGGCCUGCAGAGCUCGAGGCCGCUUUAAUCGAAGGCCUGGAGCAAUACCAACCAGAUGAUUCGAGGGAGACGCGACUCCUAGGUCGUUUCCCUAUGCGCAACCGCUUCAUAUCUGAAUACAUCUUCCGGAAGACCGGGAGACGGAGGACGGCAAAGCAAGUUGGGAGUCGCCUUCAACAACUCAGAGAGACUUGCACAGGGAAGCGUCUCAUGGAUCUCCUGUCUCCGUGUCGUCGACCAGUCUCUUCCUCAUUGAUUCGCUCUCAGUACGGCUCACAGCACGGCCUCUCCUCGCUUAAUUGCGACUCGGCUUCGUCGAGUGGAAGCGCGAGCGUGCCAAUUACACCUACAGACGAAGUAGCUUCUUUUGGGUUCCCGUCCCACGAGAAGCAUAGCGGUCGACACACUUAUUGCAUCGACAUCCUUCCCGACGAUGCUGCCACCCACAGGCACGGCUCCGCCACUACAUCCACUUCCGCCAUCACGGACAAUGCUAGACGGAUCUCCGAUGAACCCAGACCCAUCCGCGCCAUCGACCCUACACUCGCGUUCCUCUCUCGUUCUCCGAUUGCAGCGAACUCGAACUUUACAGUUCUAGCAGACGGGGUCGUUGUCUUUUCGGAGAUGACAACCCUUACAUUACGCGAUACGCCGCCUGCAGAAGCCGCACCCGGUACCGAUGGUGCUCUACUCUAUACCACUCCGCUAGUGCCAGGCUACUGGAAGACAAUAUCCGAGAGCUCCGAUCCCACGAAGUACACUAUCUGCCAGGAUAUAGUGGAAACCCCCCACCCUUCUGGAACAUUGUAUUCGGCAAUAUACAAAUUCAGCUACCCCGCUGGAUAUUCAGCGAGCGAUCCCCAGCUACUCUCCGAUCCGCGCUUUGGAGGAUUCCCUUUCGAUAAUAUGCCAACCGAAUGCUUCGGUACCGACGACUCGACGGAAAUGAUGGAGUAUAGCAAGUGUGAGAGUCAUGUGUAUGACUUCCACUCCUUCGACGACGCUGCCUGGGGCUUCUCUACCCCCCCUCAUUCCGACAGAAGCUCAGUCGAGAAGGCCGUACCCAGUCCUCGUGAGGUCUUCGAUAAUCAUUCUACCCCUGGAUCAAGUUCGCCAACAUCUGUUUGUUUCCCAACGGACUUGUCAAAUUAUAUGAGCGAGACUUACCAAAUGCAAUUGUGA
Molecule: messenger RNA, 1287 nt
Organism: Desarmillaria tabescens
Lineage: Eukaryota; Fungi; Basidiomycota; Agaricomycetes; Agaricales; Physalacriaceae
Exons: 4
Coding region: 1-1287 (428 amino acids)
Biological process (GO): regulation of DNA-templated transcription
Molecular function (GO): DNA-binding transcription factor activity
Source: RefSeq, a predicted model, not a curated record